AUGCCUCUCCUGAGCUUGUCACCAGAGAUCCUAUGCAUGAUCAUUGCCAGACUUGGCCCCAGUCAAGAUACCAAUAACCUGAUCCGCACCUGCUGGCGGCUGUACGAUACAUACAAUAUCUCACUGUACAAGGCCCAAAUCCACCAAGAUGGCGGCCAUAGGGUUUUUCUGUAUGCUGCCCAGACCGGCGAAGAGGGAGCGAUGCAGUGGCUGUGUCAAGCCAGCACUGCGGCCACCCAACCUCUGAUGCAAGUGGGCGUCAAUAUUCUGGACCCUGUCUAUCAUCUAGCACCCCUCGCCUGGGCAGCCAUCAAAGGGCAUGAAUCGGUGGUAAAACUCUUGCUGCAGAUUGAAGGGAUCGCUGUAGAUCCUUACGGGAGUCGUUUUCGAACGCCAUUAUCGUAUGCUGCUGAGAACGGAUUCGCGGGGAUCGUUCGCGUGCUCCUGGCAGCUGGGGCAGAUGCAAACCGCCGAGAUGAAGUCAUGGGGCGUUCACCCCUUCACUGGGCUGGAUCCCCCCGCCUCAGUGAAGAUGCACGCAGUCUCCACGGACGAAGGCGUCAUGACGCCCUACUUCGUAAAGCCAAGGGGUCCGCGUUCUGUCGGCUGGAAGUUUACUUUGCACCCGAUAUGGUAAGAACCUCGUUUGCCCAGAAGGACUGGCAUGGCCACGAAAUCCUAUUUCCCAACCCCAGUUGCAGCGCAGGAGCCGCAUAUGAAGAGAUCCUGGAGAGUUUGAUUGAAUAUGGCGCGAACCUGGAGAGCCGGGAUGGAUGGUAUUACUCCCCACUGGGCUGGGCCGCUGUCUGUGGAUAUCAGGCAGUGGUUGAGCUCCUUCUGCGUAAGGGGGCACGUCUCACGGAUUGCUCCGACAUCCACUCACCGUUCUUAUGUGCUGCACAGUAUGGGUAUUCUGGAAUUCUGCAGAUCCUUCUCGAUCAGGCAGGUGCCGGAGUCAUUUGUGAUGACCGACUCUCACGGGUGCUGAGACGGGCAGCUCAGGGAGGGCAUGAGGAGGUGGUGAAGCUGGUGCUUCGCCAUACCCACCACCGCCUGGUCGACCCUCAGAACCCGGGGAGUUGGGCUCCACUGGUGGAUGCUGCGAAACACGGCCACGAAGGAACCGUCUCCAUCUUGCUGGAGGCCCAUACGCAAAAGUGGCCCGGCGAACCCAUCGGGCCUAUGCCUGCCUUCUGGGCCGCUGAUUCGGGACACACGGCAGUUCUCCAAGUACUCCACGCAACAGGCAUCGACAUCAAUGAACCUUCGUCGUUCUACGACAUGAUGUCGCCUUUGCACGCAGCGGUCAGGAACCGCCAUGCCAUGACUGUCGAGUUUCUGCUCCACACGGGCGGGGUCGGGGUGAAUACACCGGAUGAACUCGGAUGGACGGCUUUUUCGUGGGCUGCCCCAUUCACCCGGUCCCCCAUUCGAUCAUUGCUCCUGGAUGUGGGGGCAGACAAAUCAUUUGGGAAUCGAAUGGAUAGUAUAGACACUCCGCAUAGAAUUAGUCGACGAGACGAGAGAGGGUCUAGCAUGGUUCACAUCCCGGACCUCCCAAUAUCAUUCCACUAG
This is a messenger RNA of Aspergillus sclerotioniger CBS 115572, 1575 nucleotides long. Its product is annotated as ankyrin repeat domain-containing protein. Gene Ontology annotation, molecular function: protein binding. NCBI's taxonomy places the organism in Eukaryota, Fungi, Ascomycota, Eurotiomycetes, Eurotiales, Aspergillaceae. The transcript has a single exon. Gene Ontology annotation, cellular component: ciliary inversin compartment. Bases 1 to 1575 code for a protein of 524 amino acids. Gene Ontology annotation, biological process: protein localization to ciliary inversin compartment. The record is from RefSeq and is a predicted model, not a curated record.